GUCUCUGUGAAUUCAAAAACAAAAAGCCGAGAAGCAAGAAUUGCGUGCGAACGCCAUUUGCAAGAAGAAGAAACCCAGCUCCAGACUGAUUCUAUACUGUUCAUCUCUUUCCCUUGUUAAUUUCUUCUUUCCAAUUCACCAAGAGAACAAGCUUUGAGAUCGAAACAAUGGCUGAGGAAUUUGGAAAAUCUGUCGAGGAUGGUAUCAAGCUUUCCAAGCGUUUAUACUUCGGAAAGGACAGGGCCGUUGCUCCUCCAAAGCCGCAGAUGUCUAUGGACAAAUCUUCAGAAACGUUUCUUCCCAGGGCACCCAUGGUUUACGCUGUUAUAUCUGAUCCGGGUAUUGUGGAUAACCCGGAUAUGACCAGCUAUCAGCCGCACGUGCACGGCCGGUGUGAUCCGCCCGCGCUUAUUCCCCUCCAGAUGAACCGGAUAGAACUCGAGGCUGAUUCUUAUUUGGAUUCUGUUAUUGUUCGCUUUAGCGGAUCUUGGAGGGUCCAUUGUGUUAUGGGCAGCAAGAGCUGUGAUUGCCGUAUCGCAAUCCCUAUGGGCGAGCAGGGUUCAAUUCUAGGUGUUGAGGUGGAAGUCCCAAGAAAGUCAUAUUCUACUGAGCUGAUUGCAAUGGAUGACAAGAGAUAUAUGGAAAAGGAAUGCCGGCCUGAAAGUGGAGGUUUUUUGAAGCCUUAUAUAUUUAUCCUGACAAUUCCAAAUGUUGAUGGGGGCUCCACUCUUUCCAUAAAGGUUAGUUGGAUACAAAAAUUGUUAUACCGAAAUGGCGAGUUCUCAUUGAUUGUGCCGUUUAGUUUUCCGGAUUAUGUCACUCCUCCUGUAAAGAAGCUAGCAAAAAAAGAGAAGAUACAAUUGAAUAUCAACUCUGGUACUGAAACCGAAAUCAUGUGCAAGGCGACUAGUCAUCCUUUGAAGCAAUUAAAACGUGAAGCAGGGAAGUCGGGUUUCUUGUAUGAAGCAGAUGUUCUCACUUGGACAGAUAUUGACUUUGCUGUCUCAUAUUCUGUUUCUUCAAGUCAUAUAUAUGGUGGUGUGAUUUUGCACUCCCCAUCUGUGCAUGAUGUUGACCAAAGAGAGCUGUUCUCUCUCUAUCUUUUCCCGGGAGGUAAAUCAAGUGGGAAGGCGUUCAGAAAAGAGAUAGUGUUUCUUAUUGAUAUAAGUGGAAGCAUGGAAGCAAAGCCACUUGAGGGCGCAAAGAACGCAUUGAUUGGAACCCUGACCAAACUUGAUGCAAAAGAUUCAUUCAAUAUUUUAGCAUUUAAUGGAGAGACUUAUUCAUUUUCUUCAUCAAUGGAGUUGGCGACUGCAGAAACAGUUGAAAGGGCUGUUGAAUGGAUUAAUCUAAAAUUUAUUGCAGGGGGCGGUACAAAUAUCCUGCUUCCACUAAAUCAGGCAAUGGAGCUAGUAUCAAAUACUCAUGGUUCGUUUCCUGUUAUUUAUCUCAUCACUGAUGGAGCUGUUGAAAAUGAAAGACAAAUUUGUGAUGUAAUGCAAAGUCAUCUUACUAGCAAAGGAUCAAUAUGUCCACGUAUAUACACUUUUGGCAUAGGUACAUACUGUAAUCAUUAUUUCCUGCGCAUGCUUGCAAUGAUUAGCAGGGGGCAAUAUGGCGCUGCAUACGAUGUAGAUUCAGUUGAACCUCAAAUGCAGAAGUUGUUUGCCAAAGGUCUAUCUACCAUUCUCGCAAACAUAACGAUUGACACAUUAGAUGAUCUUGAUGAUGUCGAGGUGUACCCCUCCCGUAUCCCAGACCUUUCGUCUGAAAGCUUAUUGAUUAUUUCUGGGAGAUACAGGGGAAACUUCCCUGAAACUCUUAAAGCUAAAGCUGUUUUAGAAGAUCUGAGUAAUUUUGUUGUUGACUUGAAGAUACAAAAUGCAAAAGACAUGCCUUUUGACAAGAUUUUUGCAAAGCAACAGAUUGAUCUACUCACAGCCCAGGCAUGGUUUUCAGAGAACAAACGGCUUGAGGACAAGGUUGUCGAAAUGAGCAUACAAACCGGCAUCGUGUCUGAAUAUACUCGUCUGUCGUUACUUGAGACUCAGAAAGGAAAUCAAGCCACUGAAUCACCUGGAGCACAUAAGUUACCACAAAAGAACGAUUCUUCAAAGGUGGAUUCUCAAGGCCAGAGAAGAAUAAUGCUACAAAACUUUGGUGUUGGCUUUGGCAAUUUGAAAGCAACAGCUGAAAACAUUCGUCCAGGAGUAGAAGAACCAAAGUUGCCUGAGGCAGCUGAACUCAUCAUUAAGGCAGCUUCAAAUUGUUGUGGAAGACUGUGUGAUAGAUGCUGUUGUAUGUGCUGCAUCCAGUGUUUCUCCAAGAUGAAUAACCAAUGCGCAAUAGCAUUAACACAGCUCUGGACUGCUCUUGCAUGUUUUGGCUGCGUAGAGUGCUGUUCACAACUGUGUUGUUGUUGCGGAAAUGAAUGAAAACUAGAAACUUGAAUUCAAGAAUUUUGUGAAACAGAAUAUAUUUCAUAUAUGGUGUAUGGUGAGUUUUGUUCAAAGCAUUCAUUCUGCCAGAAAUGGCUUUUUGUACAAUAAUUAACUACUGAUAUUGCUCAAUCAAGAAAUCAAUGCCACUUGAUAUA
This is a messenger RNA of Manihot esculenta (cassava), 2596 nucleotides long. RefSeq names its product inter alpha-trypsin inhibitor, heavy chain 4. The record is from RefSeq and is a predicted model, not a curated record. The transcript is spliced from 13 exons. NCBI's taxonomy places the organism in Eukaryota, Viridiplantae, Streptophyta, Magnoliopsida, Malpighiales, Euphorbiaceae. Bases 168 to 2435 code for a protein of 755 amino acids.